Messenger RNA from Lymnaea stagnalis (great pond snail), 4210 nucleotides. Lineage: Eukaryota; Metazoa; Mollusca; Gastropoda; Lymnaeidae. The record is from the annotation of a GenBank genome assembly.
AGGGUUGGUAAAUCUGGUUGGGAGAAUCGUUACUGUGUUCUUGAAGGAACAUGGCUGACGUUGUAUAUGGAUGACCGUGAUGAGAAUCCAGUGGAUAGUUUUGACCUGAACCCAAUAGAUGCUGAUGUUGGUGUCCACAGUGCUGUAACAUCUGCAGAACUCAGCAAUACAGCUUCCUCAGAUCUCCAUUAUGUACUUAGAAUAGAUCAAGAUCCGCUAACAACAUGCUGGCCAGGGAGGUAGGAGAUAUGUGUACACUUCUUUAUCAAUCUUUACUUCUUGAUGUCUUUACCAAUCUUUACCUAUUGACUUCUUUACCCAUCUUAACUUAUUGACUUCUUUACCCGUGCUUACUAAUUGACUUCUUUACCCGUCUUUCCUUAUUGACUUUUUUACCAAUCUUUACCUAUUGUUAUUUUUACCCAUCUUUAAUUACAUCUUUACAUAUUGACUUCUUUACCCAGCUUUACGUAUUGAAUUUUUAACCCAUUUUUACUUAUUGACUUCUUUACCCAUCUUUACAUAUUGACUUCUUUACCCAUCUUUACAUAUUGCCUGAUUUACCAAUCUUUACAUAUUUACUUCUUUACCAUUCUUUACUUGACUUCUUUACCAUUCUUUACUUGACUUCUUUACUUAUUGGUGUCUUUACCCAUCUUGACUUCUUUACCUAUAUUUACUUAUCAUGUCUUUACCCUUUUUCACUUGACUUCUUUACCCAUCUUUACUUAUUGCCCCCUAUGCCCAUCUUGACAUAUUAACUUCAUAACUUAUCUGUACUUGAAUUAUUUACUCAUCUUUACUUAUUGACACUUGAGUUUUAUUUAGAAGCUUUGCUUUUUCAUAGACUUUUAAAAUAGAAAAAGUAUUUUUUUUUUUAAAUUGAAAUUAUUUUCAUCUAUCAGAUACCUGUAUCUCAUGACAACCAACUUCCAAGAAAAACAAAGAUGGGUGGCAUCUUUAGAAGCUGUAGUGAAGAGUGCACAGUGCAAAAGUGACCUGUACCGUAAUGUAAGCAUCUGAAAAUUUUAAUGUUUGCUUUGACUUUUUUUAUUUUCCUAUACAUUAAUUUGUUUAAAAUACAUAAAGUUAUCUCUAGGUAUGAUUUUUAUUCUGCAACACUGCAACUUAAAUUUUCACAGGAAUUUAAAAAAAGAAAAUCUUAUAUGUAUAGAUGUUUAUUAAUUUAUGUUUUAGAAUAUUAAAAAGAGUUUUGAAAAAAUAUUGCAGAGGUCACAGACUAUAACUGUCAUGUCCCUUAAAGAUGAUGAACGCAGAGACUUCAAUUGUACUUUAGUCAUAUCUAGUCAGGUGAGCCCACCAAAUUCAAUCAAACUUAUUCAUAUUUAGACAGGUGAAACCUAUAGUAUCGACUGGGAACUACUAAUUAAUAAGAAAAUUAAGCGUGAUUCACUAAGAAAUAAUCUUGAGAGAUAUCCUUGUAUUUAAAGCAAUGCACCCUGCAGCUCUUACACUAAAUUGGUAUGAAAUUUCUCUAUAUUCUCUCAGCUGGUGCUAGUUGGAACUGACGAUGGUCUGUAUGCAUUCAACCCCCAAGCUCUCACAUCUAAACGUAAACAGAUGACGCAGUUGACUGGCUUUGGUAGUGUCCAUCAAAUGGCUUUAGCUAAAGGUGUUGAUUUGAUCCUUGUGCUCACAGGUAAAAAGUGUAAACACGAUACAGCAACAUUUUCAACAUUUGUCACUUUGACUUCUCUUUGAUUAUCUCAUUCCUAUUCAAACCUUGUUAUUAUUGUUGCGAUUAUGUUUGAGAAAAACAGAAUGGAAUGCUUUGCUUCAACAGUAUAAACCAUUACAUUACAUAAUGUUUUGCAUAAAAAAAUUCUAUUACUUAUCCUUCAAAUGUAUGGAUUGUUACAUUAAAAGAAAUACUUAAGAAAAAAACCUUGUUGUUAUCAUCCUCUAAUUGAGUUCAUCUUAGCAAAACCUCUUUUUGUCAGAUUAGACUUCUAGUCUGUCUUUUGUAAUUAUCAGGAUUAAAAAAAAGAAAGAAUACUUACAUUUUUUGUAACCUUUCAUUACAUUUUGGAUUUAGAGAAACAGUCUCUUUAUUAGCAUCACCCAAAAAAAUUGACUGAUUUGUUCCCAGGCCCUGAACGUAGACUUGUGAUGCUUGAGAAUAAACUUGUCAAGUGUCGCAUGAGUCAGACCUUGGGUGGGGAGACCACUCCGUUCUCCUUUAAGACUAUAGAUGGCUUGCAGUGCUGUACCAUCUUUGAUGUGGGCUUGUGGAACAAUGCCAGCUACUUGUGUGUGGGGACACCAACCAAGGUCUAUCUCAUGAAGUACAAUCCCAGCCUGGCCAUGUAUUGUGUCAGAAAGGUAAGUUGAAAGACUCAGUUUGAGAUACAUCUUGUUUAUGUGUUGGGAAAAUAAGUCUAGUCAGGUCACUCAUUUUCACACAUUAAAAAAAAUGUGUUUUGGGAUAUCUUUAAAAAAUGCAAGUAAAAAAUAGAUAAUAAGAUUUGCCAUCAAUUUAUGCAACUUUUCAAGAUAUUAUCAUCUCAAACUGUUUGACAUUGUAAAGCUCCGACUUUACUUUCAGGAGUUCCCAAGCUCUGAGCCUUGCAGCUGUGUAUGUAUUGCUGAGAAUUAUGCCAUUGUUGGAACAGAACGAUUCUACAAGAUAAAUAUUGAGCAUCCCAGCUUACUUGGUAAAUUAUUUCUUUGGUCCCCACCACAUUAAUGUUUAUGAUCAAAUAAGAUUAACACCACAUGAUCUCAAUUUGUUGAGCUGUUUUGAAUGUUACUCGAUUUUUCUUCAUAUAUUGAACUAAGUGUACCACAUUUCUGAAAGAAUCAUUAUGCUAAUGAAUUUUGGUACUUGCAAAGAGUUGAAUAUUAAAAACUUCUUACUUCUAAAUAUUUUGAUAAUUGAGAAAUCAUUCCAUUCUUGUGUAGAAUAGUUUUACCUGUGUCAUUUUUGUGUGUUAUGAUCAUGCAAGGUAUUCCUUCAUUUCUGCUCCCUUACUGAAUAUUUUGUUAAUUUUUUUUCAUCACUAAUGUUGUUUGCAGAUUUUGUUGACCGUCAAGACAGUUCCCUUGCCUUUGCUGCGUUUGGUGCUGCCAAUCACCACAGUUUUCCCCUGGCCGUGGUUCGUGUGUCGCCUGAAAAUCUGCCACUAGAAUUUUUGCUGUGUUUCCAUGGUAUUUGGUGAUGAAAUAUUUCAUUAACCUAUUCAACCCUGUAACGGCCAAAUCCGGCCAGUACCGAUUCAAUCAUACUACAGCCAAAUCCGGCCACUCAACCGUUUGUUUACAUGUUGCUAAAUAGAAAGCAGAAAUCUCACUAUUUAAACUUAAAUCUCUCUAGAAACGAGACCAAGGGAGAUUACUCUCUUUUAAAAAUAUUUUCAAUUAUUGGGUGAGGAGUAUUCAUUAUUUUAAAAGUAGAUUUUUUAUUUUAGUGUUAUGAUCAUUAGUAUUCAAAUACUAUGUAGGAAAUUGACUUUUAUCAAUUUACACAAGAAAAGCAUUAGGAAAUAAUGUUACACAACACAUAAAGAAACCAUUUAUGAAUGCAGAUUAAUUUAUUUCAGAUGAUUAUACUGUUAAAUAGAUUUGUUUUAUUAUUUUUCAAAACAUUUUUAUAUUAACGGUGGAGUUGCUCCCCUUUGGCUGGGUUUUUCCAAUGAUAAAAUUUCUAAGCGCCCAGGAUUGAAUGGGUUAAAGCUAAUCGCAGGAUUAGAAAUUAAAAAAAUUCCCAUAUUCUAAUGGUGUCUAACAUUGAGUGUAUUUAAUAUUUUUUAACUCAUUUUAUUGCAAAAUUGUCAAAUAAUAUCAAAUGCAUGUAAAUAAAGAAUGUGUUGUGAAUUUAAGUUUAUGUCAUUAGUGAUUAACAUCUUUUUUUGUGUGCAGAAUUUGGUGUAUUUGUUGAUCAUCAUGGGCAAAGAAGCAGAGCAACAGAUGUCAAAUGGAGUGGACUCCCCUUAACUUUUGGUAAAUUCUUUUGUAUAUAACAUAUUUAUAUCACAAAAUAUUUUCUAUUCCUAAGACUUUUUUAUUUUAAAAAACUAUUUAAAACCUUUGAAAAGAAGGCUGAAUUCCCAGCUGAGGUUUUAUUAAUUUUGACCUUAUUUAAUUCAAAACAUCUUGUUUUGCAGCCUUUGUUGAACCAUUCUUGUAUGUGAUUUACACCAACACAAUCCAUGCAACUGUUGUACCCACAGAUAGAACACAAGCCAAGUAA